This is a messenger RNA of Zingiber officinale, 2148 nucleotides long. RefSeq names its product V-type proton ATPase 16 kDa proteolipid subunit-like. Bases 107 to 472 code for a protein of 121 amino acids. Gene Ontology annotation, cellular component: proton-transporting V-type ATPase, V0 domain. NCBI's taxonomy places the organism in Eukaryota, Viridiplantae, Streptophyta, Magnoliopsida, Zingiberales, Zingiberaceae. Gene Ontology annotation, biological process: proton transmembrane transport. Gene Ontology annotation, molecular function: proton-transporting ATPase activity, rotational mechanism. The record is from RefSeq and is a predicted model, not a curated record. The transcript is spliced from 2 exons.
GAAAUAAAAUCUCGAUCACAUUUUUUCUUCGGAUCUGACCUUUGCACGCCUGCCUCUUCUUCCUCCUCCGCAGGAACUAGGGUUUCGUCGAGACUCCUCCGCCACGAUGUCUAGCUUCAGCGGCGACGAAACUGCCCCUUUCUUCGGAUUCCUCGGCGCGGCCGCAGCCCUCGUCUUCUCCUGCAUGGGGGCGGCGUACGGCACGACGAAGAGCGGCGUCGGGGUGGCGUCCAUGGGUGUGAUGCGGCCGAAGCUCGUGAUGAAAUCGAUAGUUCCCGUUGUCAUGGCCGGAGUCCUGGGGAUUUACGGUCUCAUCAUUGCGGUGAUCAUAAGCACUGGGAUCAACCCCAAGGCCAAGUCGUACUACCUUUUUGAUGGGUAUGCCCAUCUGUCUUCUGGCUUGGCUUGUGGUCUUGCAGGACUUUCAGCUGGUAUGGCCAUUGGCAUCGUGGGAGAUGCUGGAGUCAGGUAGUUGUUGUUUGAGAUCCUUUCUAGAUUCGAUAGUGCUCUCUAUUCCUCUUUUUUUUUUUUUUUUUGUCUAAUUAUUGACUACGAAUUCUCUAACCUUGUCUUCUGUUAUCGCAUAUUUAGUCCAUUUUUCCUCUGAUAGUCCUUUCAUAAAAGAGCAAUUUAUUUUUCUAGGUCAUGUGUGUAGAAUUUAUUUACAGUCGUAUUCCUAUUGUGUAUGUGUCUUUCAUCCAUUCUUUGCACUAUCUAUCUAUAUAGGAGUCCUCGAGGGAUCGUGCCUUAGCUUGUUGUUGUUGUUAUUGAGAGAGCUAGUUAUUGACUAAAAAAAAUUGGAAUAUUUACUGAGAUGAUUGUAGUUUCAUAUGCAGAUCCCACAUGAAUCCUUAGAUCUAUCGAUUUCAAUGAUUACUACAAAAUUUUCUAUGUUUUAGUCACUUUGAAAGGGUAACAAACAAUGUUUGUGCCCAUAUUUUGAUUACUUACUGCGUUUAGUUUCACUACAUAAAAUAUUGAGUCUUAUUUAUGGAUACAAAUAGCAUAGACAUAUAUGUGCUUUAUUUCUAUGGAAUUUACCAAAACAUAUACAAUCAAAGCACUUUUUCUAUAAUUGUUUUUUAAUAAAAAAAAGUGUCAGCUUUGCAUUGUGCUUACAAAACCAUCUUGCAAAUUUAAUUUUUUAAAGAUGUAGAAAUAAUAAAAGGUCAAAAGAGCUAUUUUGAACUACAUGUAAUUUGAUGAAUCAAAAUGCAUGUAUAGGUAGUUAUGUAGAUAAUGUGUAUUGACCAACUAGACAUCUGCAGUAGUAAGGUUGGAGAAUAUUGGUUCUUCCAUUAUGGUUAGAUUUAUCACAUUGAGUUUGAACAAAUGAGUUUAAUGAAAAUAUGAAGCAAAUGUGAAGCGGUUGUUACCUUAGGAGUACGUGUGAGUUGCAUCUGGGAUUCAUGAGUAAGGUUAUGGUUAGAUUUAUCACAUUGUUAUAAUAGUUGUCAGUAGUUUUUUAAGUCAAAUGGUUUGAGCUAAUGGCCUUGUAUUACAUUUGCAAUUCUAAUAUCUAUUUGUAGAUUAUCAGCUACGUGUUUGAACAAAUGAAUUUAAUGAAAAUAUGAAGCCAAUGUGAAGCGGUUGUUACCUUAGGAGUACGUGUGAGUUGCAUCUGGGAUUCAUGAGUAAGGUUAUGGUUAGAUUUAUCACAUUGUUAUAAUAGUUGUCAGUAGUUUUUUAAGUCAAAUGGUUUGAGCUAAUGGCCUUGUAUUACAUUUGCAAUUCUAAUAUCUAUUUGUAGUUUAUCAGCUAUGUGUUUGAACAAAUGAAUUUAAUGAAAAUAUGAAGCCAAUGUGAAGCGGUUGUUACCUUAGGAGUACGUGUGAGUUGUAUCUUGGAUUCAUGGGUACAUCUUGUAAGAAUAAGAUAAGCAUCUAAGGUUAGUAUUAUUUACAUGGGUAGUUUAUUGUUAAAGCCACAAGCUAUUUGGAUUAAGAUCAUUUGUUGUUGUGUCAGAUCUUCAACCUUUUGGAGUUUGGAUGAGCCAAGUUCUCCAAAUUUGCUCCAAAUUAAGUGUCAUCUUAUAUUGUUUAUAACCAAGUACAUCAAUCCACAUGAAUUAGGAAUUAUGAGUUUGAUGCUUGUAAAGCAUGUUUUCACUAUGGAAUAUAACUUCGUAAACUGUUCCAGUUAAGAUCA